UCCGAUACAGUAACUGGCCUUAUGAGGGUUUCUCCUAUUUUCGUGUAAUUAUAAUGAGCGAUUCCGUUGUGGCCAGCCGGCACAAGGACUGUUGGCCUUGCCGGUUGGUUAGUGGAUUCGGUGUGAUCGGAAUCGGAGUGUACAUUGCACUGCAGGCACAGAAACGACCUCACAAAGUGGCGCGCUACACUAUGCAAACCGUAGCUCUGGCGGCCGGAAGCAUCGGUGUUGCUCGACUGCUAGACGUCUACCCCUUUGGCCACAAUGCGGCAAAGUAAUGCAACAUUCAGAGGGCCACCAUUGAGUCAGAUUUAUUUUUAAAGUUUAGUUUCCAAUAAAUGAUCACUGUUUAAUUCCUACCA
Messenger RNA from Anopheles bellator, 362 nucleotides. RefSeq lists its product as uncharacterized. The transcript has 2 exons. Lineage: Eukaryota; Metazoa; Arthropoda; Insecta; Diptera; Culicidae. The record is from RefSeq and is a predicted model, not a curated record. Bases 54 to 278 code for a protein of 74 amino acids.